Molecule: messenger RNA, 1336 nt
Organism: Neogale vison (American mink)
Lineage: Eukaryota; Metazoa; Chordata; Mammalia; Carnivora; Mustelidae
Gene: LRRC25
Product: leucine rich repeat containing 25
Exons: 3
Coding region: 113-1036 (307 amino acids)
Molecular function (GO): protein binding
Source: RefSeq, a predicted model, not a curated record
CACCAGUUCCUCUUCCCUGAGUCGCUGGGUGCAGAUCCUGAGGAGAACCCCGGACCAUAGCGGAUCCGCGGAGGGUGCCGACCACUUCGGCCCCCACGUCCAGGUUGCUUGAAUGGGGGGCUCCCUGGCGUGGAUGCUGUUGUUGCCACUGCUGCUGCAGGAUCCAGGCAGCCAAGCAUUUUCCUGCAACGUGUCGUCUGGGAACGUGGACUGGAACACAGAGUUCAAAGACACAUGCCUGAAUUUCAGUGGCCAAGGCCUCAGACUGCCCCAGAACCAGUCUUUGCAGGCCAGAAGCCUGCUCCACCUUAUCCUGUCUGGGAAUGGUCUUCGAGAGCUACCACCGCUCUUCUUUAAACUGCUGGGAAACCUGAGUGUCCUCGAUGUGACGAACAACCCACUGGACCGCGUGGAUGGGGAGCUGGCCCUGCGCUGUACGCUUGACCUGAAGGCUGACUGCAGCUGUGUCCUAGUAUCCUGGCACCAGAUCCGACAGGACAACUGCUCUGGCUGGCUACCUCUCCAGUGCCGGGACACAGCUACUGGUGGCUGGCACAAUGUCUCCUCCUUCCUGGAGGCUGGCUGCCCCCCUGGCCUGUCCUUAUCGGUCAUUGGGGCACUGGUGGCCAGUGGGAGCCUGCUCCUGGGGCUCACCAUUGCUGGCCUAGUGCUGGCCUGGAGACUCUGGGGCCGUGGGAGGAUCAGUAAACGGGACGUGAACAAAACAAGGGCUUCUCAGGAUGGUUCUCGGUCUGGCUCUGGCAAGCAGCCGAGAUACAGUAGCCGGGGCCUCAGCCCUAAGCCCCCAGCAGCUGCCGUGCCCAGACCCUGCACCCCCGACUAUGAGAAUGUGUUCGUGGGCCAGCCAGCUGCCGGGCAUCAGUGGGCCGAACAUGGGGCUCACCCAUCAGAGGAUAGCGACUUCUACAUGAACUACGAGGGCCCCGACCAUGCUUCCCAGCCUGUCUACUGCAACCUGCAGUCAUUGCGCAAGACCCCGCUGGAUGAGGAGGAGUAUGUGAUCCCUGGGCGCUGAGCCUCUGAUGCCCUGAACUCCAGCCUGCUGCCUUCUAUGUGACUUCGGGCAUUCUGACUCUUCCCUGCCCUCAGUCUUCCCACCUGAGGAAUGGGGACAGGGAAGGACCGUCGCUGAGGCCCCAGGGAGGUUCUUCAGCUCCCUCUCCUUCAGAGCCCCUGCUCUGCUUCUCAGCUCCCUAAGCUGCUGGAAGGGGAAAAGGAGAGGCUCCGGUAUGGCGACAGGAGGGGUCAGUUCGUGAACUCUGUCAUCACCCUUGGUGUGCACACCGAGCUUAAUAAAUGCUGUAGGGCUCACAAA